Molecule: messenger RNA, 1295 nt
Organism: Solanum stenotomum
Lineage: Eukaryota; Viridiplantae; Streptophyta; Magnoliopsida; Solanales; Solanaceae
Product: geranylgeranyl pyrophosphate synthase 7, chloroplastic-like
Exons: 1
Coding region: 102-1199 (365 amino acids)
Biological process (GO): isoprenoid biosynthetic process
Molecular function (GO): prenyltransferase activity
Source: RefSeq, a predicted model, not a curated record
ACUUACCUAUAUAAAAGUAUUAUAUAAGAAUGAGCUUGUUCCUUCACUACCAACACCAUUGCCAUAAUAAAAUUCUUCAAAAUUCCUAAAAACUCAUAACAAUGGCAUUUUUAGCUACCAUUUCUGGCCUUGACAAUCUGUUCCUUUCCAAUACCCUAAACAAUAACUUUGCUUUCAGUAGAAAGCUCCCACCUAGCCAGUCUUACAGUUUCCUUCACAAGAAAAUCCAGGCUAGCAAUGUCGCGAACUCAUUCCGAGCUUUUCAAGUCAAGGAACAAGAAGUUUCAUCCAAGGCAGAGAAAUUCAUCUUGCCUAAGUUUGAGUUUCAAGAAUACAUGGUAAUGAAGGCACUCAAGGUAAACAAAGCACUAGAUGAAGCAAUACCAAUGCAAGAGCCUAUAAAAGUUCAUGAAGCCAUGAGGUACUCACUUCUAGCUGGAGGAAAACGUGUCCGGCCGAUCCUCUGCAUGGCUUCUUGUGAAGUUGUAGGAGGGGAUGAAUCCUUAGCUAUACCUGCAGCUUGUGCGGUUGAGAUGAUCCAUACCAUGUCACUCGUCCAUGAUGAUCUUCCUUGCAUGGACAAUGAUGAUCUACGUCGUGGCAAGCCCACAAACCAUAAGGUUUUUGGGGAAAACACUGCAGUUCUUGUAGGGGAUGCACUUUUGUCUUUGGCCUUUGAACAUGUGGCUACCAAGACUCAGAAUGUGACACCCCAAAGAGUGGUUCAAGCCAUUGGGGAAUUGGGUUCAGCCGUUGGCUCAGAAGGGCUCGUGGCAGGGCAGAUUGUGGACUUGGCGAGUGAGGGAAAACAAGUUAGCCUAACUGAACUGGAGUACAUUCACCACCAUAAGACGGCGAGGCUUUUGGAGGCUGCUGUGGUUUGUGGGGCAAUAAUGGGGGGAGGAAAUGAGGUUGAUGUGGAGAGAAUGAGGAGCUAUGCUAGGUGCAUUGGACUGUUGUUUCAAGUGGUAGAUGAUAUUCUUGAUGUUACUAAGUCAUCAGAUGAGUUGGGAAAGACAGCUGGUAAGGACCUAAUAACAGAUAAGGCUACAUAUCCUAAGUUGAUGGGGCUAGAAAAGGCUCGGCAAUAUGCCAGUGAGCUGAUGGCUAAGGCCAUGAAUGAGCUAAGCUACUUUGAUUCUGCAAAGGCAGCACCUCUUUAUCAUAUUGCUAGUUAUAUUGCAAAUCGACAGAAUUGAUAGGCUGAAUAGUUCAUGACGAAGACGAUGUAUAUACCUUAGAGAGUUGUCUGUAUAAGUAGAGGUAAGUAUGAUGGACCAGAACUUCGUGUCGUA